AUAAUUGUGACAGAAAAUAAGAAAUCCGCUCUCAUCCAUGACGUGAAUAAUUAUUUCACCUUUUUGUGGCCAAGCUCCACCUUUAUAUUCAAGAAGAAAAUGAUUGCAGACUCACUUCGAAGAUUUGCUCAGGAGAACUUUAGCGACAAGUACUUACCAGUCCUCCACGGUGAAACAGGCAAUGUCAAGCCUUUGGCACUUGUAGUCAAACAACGUCGGUCGAUAUGGAAGCGUCCUUUUGCAAAAUUGGAAAUGGUAAUUCUUGCAGGACUUGAGAGAUAUGUGGAGAGUGGCGGAGAAGAAGCAUUCCUUGAAUCCGUUAGGUCCAAAAUCACAAAAGAAGAGUUCUUAAAGACACAAAAAGUUGGCAUGGGGUCAAGUUCUCAUGAGCUCCGCGUAGAGAUAGGAGGACAUGUAACCGAGGGAACGUUCAAAUCAAGUGAUGAGCAGGGAGUCCUGAAGCUUGGCAACUUAAGUCAGGACUACAUUUCAGACCCAGAUCUCCGCACUGUACUGGCUAAUGCAGAACUGGAUGCCAAAAGAAUGAAGGAUUUUGAGGAUCAAGAGCUACUUCUUGCAACGUCUGUGAUUUACAGCGAUAAAUUUGUGCUUAGAGGGAAAAGAAAGCGUCAGGUGGAGAUGCCGCCGUUUGUCCAGAUUCUACUACCACAUCUGAAAGCGCAUUGUAAGGGGACGUACAUUCCCCCAGAAGUGGCAUCAAGAACUUUACGAGCGCCAUUUCUCUUCAAGUGUUGCCGCGUUGGCUACAAUAAAGAAGUCAAUCGACUGGAAAUCCGCAAAGGAGAGUACGUGGGUAAGACUGUUACAGCGGAUUUGGACCACUCAACCAAAAUGCAAGAUGCUGAGUAUAGCGACUCACUGCCAGUAGAGAUAUAUACGGAUGAAGAUGACGAUUUGUCAGAUUCUUUGACUGCCGAAGAUAUUGUUAAACUGGACAUUAUCAAAAAAGAAGUGCUGCUUGCGGAAAGGACUUUAGAACGACGUAAAGCGCGAGUUAACAAAUAUCUACAAUGGUUUGAACGGGUAUUGACCACAGACCAAAAGGAGCUGUUGCUUGAUGAGCCAUUGACUUCAGAAGACUGCAAGUUUCUAAAAAGCAUCGCCCUUCCUUUCUCCAAGAAUUCUACUAAGCUUGAUCUGUCAUCUUUCACGAAGGAAGACAUUCAGGGAUAUGGAAUUGUCUUUAAAGUGCUAAGUGAGUUACCAGAUGAGCAAUGGAGUGAACUGGAGACGACUUUGGAUGAGUAAACUGAACAAGCUGGCUACAGACAGAACCAUUCCAAAUGUGGUGUUUAAAGGAUAACGUUUUCUUAAUUAAUGCCCUCCUUACUUCUUUGUUACUUAAUGAAAUUCGAUUGCAAUAAUUGUGACCCAAGGGUCGUUAAAAAUGUCGUUAGAUUAUCAAGGUAUUAGGAAUAAUUUCACAAGCAGCAAUAUAUAUCAAGCUGCAAUUAUAGGUCUUUAAAACUCCGAAAAAGUUGUAAAGAAGAGGUGCAUUCGCGGUUAAAUAAAGGUAUUCUCUUAC
This is a messenger RNA of Orbicella faveolata, 1546 nucleotides long. RefSeq lists its product as uncharacterized. Lineage: Eukaryota; Metazoa; Cnidaria; Anthozoa; Scleractinia; Merulinidae. The record is from RefSeq and is a predicted model, not a curated record.